AUGGGGUCCACCGGGAUUACCAUAUCCAACAACUACUUUUCCCAUCACAAUGAUGCAAUGUUGCUUGGACACAACUACGAGUAUCCAUUGGAUAUUGGGAUGCAAGUGACCAUUGCGUUCAAUCACUUCGGUGAGGGGCUCAUACAGAGAAUGCCCAGGUGUAGGCGUGGCUACAUCCACUUCGUUAACAACGAUUUCACGCAAUGGCUGAAGUACGCAAUCGGCGGUAGUGCCAAUACCACCAUCAACAGUCAAGACAACUGCUACAUUGUGCUGUCGAACCCGGAUGCCAAGGAGGUGCAGUAG
This is a messenger RNA of Nelumbo nucifera (sacred lotus), 306 nucleotides long. RefSeq names its product putative pectate lyase 12. The record is from RefSeq and is a predicted model, not a curated record. Lineage: Eukaryota; Viridiplantae; Streptophyta; Magnoliopsida; Proteales; Nelumbonaceae. Gene Ontology annotation, molecular function: pectate lyase activity.